Molecule: messenger RNA, 1936 nt
Organism: Onychomys torridus (southern grasshopper mouse)
Lineage: Eukaryota; Metazoa; Chordata; Mammalia; Rodentia; Cricetidae
Gene: Calhm2
Product: calcium homeostasis modulator family member 2
Exons: 3
Coding region: 477-1448 (323 amino acids)
Molecular function (GO): monoatomic cation channel activity
Source: RefSeq, a predicted model, not a curated record
CUGGCGCCGGGAGGCUGUUUUUCCAUUCGCUGGCGAGAAAGUUCCAUGCCACUGUUUCUUUCUCUCUUUUUUCUGGAGUUAAAUUUGUCCGCAGAUGCCUGCACUUCAUCUAUAGACGCCUGGAGUUAAGUUUGUAACCGGGGCCCAAAGCCCUGUUGCUUUCAAACGCAAAAGCAGAGACGCCAGUGACCCCCCCGCUGUGAGGCCACUUUGCAUUGCAGCCCUGAGUCUGUCCAGGGUCUGCCGUGUCCACGCUGCUGUCGAGAGGCCAGCCCAGGAAGCCAAGGCCACGGGUGCCUGCAGCCAGCCCCAGGAAGCACCAGUUCAGCCACUGUAGGUGAUACAAUGGCAUAGUCUUGCUCUGCCGUCCGAAGCCCUCCUGCCUGCGCUCCUUCCCAGUCUCCCCAGAAGCCACCCAUCCCACCAUCAUCUUCUGCACAUCUCUUAAGCCCUCCAUCCCUAGCUCACUUGUCACCAUGGCGGCCUUGAUCGCAGAGAACUUCCGCUUCCUGUCUCUCUUCUUCAAGAGCAAGGAUGUGAUGAUUUUCAAUGGCUUGGUGGCCCUGGGCACGGUGGGCAGUCAGGAGCUGUUCUCUGUGGUGGCCUUCCACUGUCCCUGCUCACCUGCCCGGAACUACCUGUACGGGCUGACAGCCAUCGGCGUACCUGCACUGGCGCUCUUCCUGAUUGGAGUCAUCCUCAACAACCACACUUGGAACCUAGUUGCUGAGUGCCAGUAUCGGAGGGCCAAGAACUGCUCAGCGGCCCCCAACUUCCUCCUCCUGAGCUCCAUCCUGGGCCGUGCAGCUGUGGCUCCUGUCACCUGGUCUGUCAUCUCCCUGCUCCGAGGGGAGGCCUACGUCUGUGCUCUCAGUGAGUUUGUGGACCCGUCCUCGCUCACGGCUGGGGAUGAAGGCUUCCCCUCAGCUCAUGCCUCGGAGAUCCUAGCCAGGUUCCCUUGUGGAGAGGGGCCUGCCAACCUGUCAGGCUUCCGGGAAGAGGUCAGCCGUAGGCUCAAGUAUGAGUCCCAGCUCUUUGGAUGGCUGCUCAUCGGCGUGGUGGCCAUCCUGGUGUUCCUGACCAAGUGCCUCAAGCACUACUGCUCCCCGCUCAGCUACCGCCAGGAGGCCUACUGGGCGCAGUACCGCACCAAUGAGGACCAGCUGUUCCAGCGCACAGUGGAGGUACACUCAAGGGUGCUGGCCGCCAACAACGUGCGCCGUUUCUUUGGCUUUGUGGCCCUCAACAAGGAUGAUGAAGAGCUGGUUGCCAAGUUCCCAGUGGAAGGCACACAGCCACGACCACAGUGGAACGCUAUCACUGGGGUAUACUUGUACCGUGAGAACCAGGGCCUCCCACUCUAUAGUCGCUUACACAAGUGGGCCCAGGGCCUGACAGGUAACGGCACAGCUCCUGACAACGUGGAGAUGGCCCUGCUCACCGCCUAGGGCCUGCUUCUUUGCUCUUCGGCACUACUUAAGUCCCAACCAAACCCGCAUGGCAUGCUCACCUCAGCAUCAGAUUUUCCUGUUAACUACAGUGUCCUGGGCAUAGACCAAGGGGGCAUAAAACAACUAGUAGUUUGCAAGGAUCUUGUGGACCACAUGGUCCAGAGACUGGGGGUGAGGGUUUGACUUCUCAGACCUGCUGAAAUCAUCUCCCAUGGCCACCAACGCCCAAGUCACAACUAUAGACUUUCCCAGAGCUGGUCCUUAACUAUGACAUGGGCCAUCUUUGGUGGGCCUGCAAGCUGAGAAGCCUCAGCUGGUGGGGCCUGGUGCCAGUACAACCCACUGGGGACUCGCUGUUGUAUAGUACACUUUGUGCAGUUAACUUCUGUCUAAUUGCAUAGGGACGCCCAGCUCCUUGGUGUACAGCUAAGGAAGCUGCCUUCAUUGUAUACCUCUGGCCUAAUUUUAUAUAUUUAAACUUUUUG